GAGACCGAGGACAAACAGUCUCCAGUAUCAAGGCAGACCUUCUGAUGACCUAAUGGAACUGAAUUUCCGAGUAGUACUGUUUUGGGUCGUGGUGCUGCUCUGUGGCUCUGCUGAAGGCAGCAUCCUGUACCGGGUCCAAGAGGAGCAGCCUCCCAACACUCUCAUUGGUAGCCUGGCAGCAGACCAGGGACUGCCAGACUCGGGUCACCUCUACAAGCUAGAGGUGGGUGCCCCUUACCUUCGUGUCGAUGGAAAGACCGGAGACAUUUUCACCACUGAGAUUCCCAUAGACAGGGAGACCCUGAGGGACUGCCGGUCUCUCGCUAAGGGUAAACCCUGCUACCUGGAAUUUGAAGUAUCGGUGACAGACCUGAUACAAAACCAGAGCCCACGACUCAUUGAAGGACGCAUUGAAGUUCAGGACAUCAAUGACAACACCCCACAAUUUCCCUCUUCUGUGCUCACCAUCUCUGUCCCUGAGAACACCAUCAUGGGGGCAUUAUUCUCCAUCCCUCUGGCGACAGACAGGGACUCAGACAGGAACGGCGUGGCUGACUAUGCGCUCACUGCAGGGCCAGACGCAGCAACCUUGUUUGGUUUACAAGUGGCUGAUGACAGGGGAGGGAAGCUCCCGCAGCUCAUUGUCCUGGGCAAUCUAGAUCGUGAAUUGAAGGAUUCCUAUGACCUCACCAUCAAGGCAGUGGAUGGAGGGAACCCUCAGCGCUACAGCAGUGCUUUGCUGAGAGUGGUAGUGACAGAUGCAAACGAUAACUCCCCCAAGUUUGAGAAGUCUACGUACGAAGCUGAAGUGUCUGAAAAUAGUCCAGUGGGGCACUCAGUGUUGCAGGUCAAAGCCAAUGACUCUGACAUGGGCCCUAAUGGAGAGAUUGAGUACACCCUUCACCAAGCAGUAGACCCGGUGCCGAAGCUCUUACGAAUUGAUCGAUCCAGUGGCAUUAUCUAUGUCAAAGGGCCUCUGGACAGGGAGGAAAUCAGCAGCUUGUCCUUCUAUGUGGUGGCGAGGGAUAAGGGUCCUCAACCUAAAAGCUCCAAGACAUUUGUAACCAUUGAGGUGACUGACCAAAAUGACAACGCACCAGCUGUGGAGAUCCGUGGAAUUGGUCUUGUUACUCACAGUGAAGGAGUGGCUAAUAUUUCAGAGGACAUGCCAGUGGGAACAGCUGUUGCUUUGGUACAAGUGUCUGACAAAGAUGAAGGAGAGAAUGCGGUGGUCACUUGUGUGGUAGCAGGAGACGUACCCUUCCAGCUCCGUCCUGCCAGCGACUCCUCCAGCGACAACAAGAGGAAGUAUUUCCUACAGACCACCACUCCGCUCGACUACGAAAGAGUUAGGGAUUAUCGAGUCGAAAUUGUGGCUGUGGAUUCUGGAAACCCGGCGCUCUCCAGCACAAACGCUUUAAAGGUGCAGGUGACUGAUGUCAACGAUAACUCUCCGAUAUUCUCACCGACCUUGUUUGAAGUUGAUUUUGCCGAAGAAAACCAACCAGGGGAGAAGGUUUUGGACGUUACAGCCUCCGAUGCCGACAGCGGCACUAACGCCGAACUCCUCUAUAAUAUUGUGGCCGACUCAUCCAUCAAAGGUUUGUUCGAGAUUGACCCGAACACAGGCGAAGUAAGAGCCCGAAGCCCGCUUGAUCGUGAACAUAAAGAACGGUAUGAGUUUCGGGUCACUGCGGCAGAUAAAGGGUCUCGUGUUCAUAAAGGAACAGCAACUGUCGUCAUAAAAGUCCUUGACCGCAAUGACAACGACCCCAAGUUCAUGCUAAGCGGCUACAGCUUUUCAGUUUUGGAGAACAUGCCUCCCCUCAGUCCAGUUGGUAUGGUGACAGUCCUUGAUAUGGACAAAGGUGAGAACGCUCAUGUUCACCUCUCUGUGGAACCCGAUGGAGGCAAGUUUGUUGUUCAAAAUGGAUCUGGCACCAUCCUCUCCAGCAUCUCAUUUGACAGGGAGAAAGAAAGCAGCUACACGUUCCGUCUAAAGGCAGUGGAUGGAGGAGAACCACCCAGGUCUUCAUAUGUGGGCGUUACCAUCAAUGUGCUGGAUGAAAAUGACAACGACCCUGUGAUCACUAAGCCCUCCAACUCCUCCUUCAGGCGUUUGUCACCACUUGCUUCCCCAGAUAGUCAUGUUGAGGUCGUGGAAGCUGAAGACCUGGACAGUGGGCCUAAUGCAGAGCUGGUCUUCAGUAUCGCUGGUGGUAACCCUUAUCAGUUAUUUCGCAUCUCCCCCUCCAGCGGGGAGAUCACCCUGGCAAAGGAGAUGACCCGCAAACAUGGUGGACUACAUCGUCUGGUGGUGCGAGUGAGUGACAGGGGCAAGCCUGCGCGCCACGCCACUGCCCUUGUUCACAUCUAUGUCAAUGAAACCAUUUCAAAUGUCAGCUUAGUGGAAGCCUUAGUUGGACACAGUCUUUACACUCCACUGGACAGGGACAUCGCUGGUGAUCCUGACAAUGGUUUUGCUGCACAGCGCAGUAACAUUUUGUUUGGAAGCCUCGCUGGUGUGGCAGGCGUCGUAAUGUUAAUCUUGGUGGUGGUAUUUAUUCGACACCGCAUCCAGAGAGAAACUAAGAGUGGCUAUCAGGCUGGCAAAAAGGAAACAAAGGACUUAUACGCGCCCAAGCAGGCACCAAAGAAUGCCAAAGGCAAACGAGGAAGGAAAGGCAAACCCCAGAAGUCCCCAAAACCUCUCGGGGAAGAGGAAGAGGUCAGCCUUCAAAAAAGUCUCAAGUUCAACCUCGAUGGAGUCAAUGAUAGCCCCAGGAUACACCUCCCCCUAACAUAUUCACCAGGAAGCCCUGACAUAGGCAGGCACUACCGCUCAAACUCCCCUUUACCCUCCAUUCAGCUGCAAGCCCAAUCCCCCUCAGCCUCUCAGAAGCACCAGGCCGUCCAGGACCUGCCGGCAGCCAACACCUUUGUAGGGACGGGAGGAGACGACAACUCUACCGGCUCAGACCAGUACUCCGAUUACAGCUACAAGACCAGCCAACCGAAGUACAACAACAAGCAGCAUCCCCAUCGGCGAGUGACCUUUUCCACCACCAAUCCUGUGCAGGACCUGCAGGAUGCCUCUCAGCACAGCUACUAUGACAGCGGCUUGGAGGAAUCGGAGACUCCCAGCAGCAAGUCAUCGUCUGGUCCCCGCAUCGGACCCCUGACCCUGCCUGAGGACCACUAUGAGAGAACCACUCCAGAUGGCAGCAUUGGAGAAACCGAACACCCGGAAAACGAUAUCCGCUCCCUCCCUGAUGUGGCAAUGACUGGAAACUGUACAACCGAGUGCAGCGAAUUGGGCCACUCAGACGCCUGCUGGAUGCCCGGGCAUCCCUCCCCUGUACGCAAGACCAGGAACCCCCCGAAACUCUCCACCUUCGUGCCUUACCAGGAGAGAGGGAGCCUGGGACGCCUGGCAAACGGGAGCGCCAGGCUGGGUGGCGAGGAGCACCGGUCGCGCCUUCCACCCUCCCGCAGUGCCUAUUCCAGCAGUGGUCAUGAUGCCAAUCAGGACUGCCCCUUAGAGGAGAUGCCCCUGAGCGUAGCCUCUGAGUUUCCACCCACCUCCCCUUCUACCCACACUCCAAAAAGAGAAAUUUACCUGUGA
Stegastes partitus (bicolor damselfish) is the source of this 3625-nucleotide messenger RNA. It is a transcript of the gene pcdh1a, whose product is annotated as protocadherin 1a. Gene Ontology annotation, cellular component: plasma membrane. The transcript has 5 exons. Lineage: Eukaryota; Metazoa; Chordata; Actinopteri; Pomacentridae. Gene Ontology annotation, biological process: homophilic cell-cell adhesion. The coding region runs from base 53 to 3625 and encodes 1190 amino acids. The record is from RefSeq and is a predicted model, not a curated record. Gene Ontology annotation, molecular function: calcium ion binding.